Messenger RNA from Dipodomys spectabilis (banner-tailed kangaroo rat), 1038 nucleotides. RefSeq names its product olfactory receptor 5AS1-like. The transcript is spliced from 3 exons. Lineage: Eukaryota; Metazoa; Chordata; Mammalia; Rodentia; Heteromyidae. Gene Ontology annotation, biological process: G protein-coupled receptor signaling pathway; sensory perception of smell. The coding region runs from base 1 to 1038 and encodes 345 amino acids. Gene Ontology annotation, molecular function: olfactory receptor activity; odorant binding; G protein-coupled receptor activity. Gene Ontology annotation, cellular component: membrane. The record is from RefSeq and is a predicted model, not a curated record.
AUGGAAUUACGUCAAAUUGCAAAAUGUCUGCAGAAGAAACAAGUACCACAAUGUAAGGAAAGCCUACAGAAGGGUAGUCAUCUGAUAAAAGGAAAAGAAGAAAACUCCAAAGAUGUCAGAGUAAAACGAUUCCACAUCUUUGUUGGAUUCACGGAUUCUCUCCCUCUCAGAAUCACACUGUUCUUCAUAUUUCUCAUCGUCUAUUCAUUGACAGUGGUAGGAAACAUGGGCUUAAUAAUUCUAGUUAAUGCUGUUUCAAGUCUACCAACCCCUGUGUAUUACCUCCUUAGCAACUUGUCUUUCUUAGACGUCAGUUGCUGCAUAGCUAUUACCCCCAAAAUGGUGGCCAACUUCUUGGCUUCCAGAAAGAGCAUCUCUUUCUAUGGCUGUGUGGCCCAGAUGCUUUUCUUUGCUUGCUUUGCAGAGGCCGAGUGCCUCAUCUUGGCAGCAAUGGCCUAUGACCGCUAUGCGGCCAUCUGCAGCCCCCUGCUGUACUGCACGCUGGUGUCCAGGCGCGUCUGCCUCGGUCUCAUUGUGCUGGCCUAUUUCUGUGGAAGUGUCACGUCGCUGGUGCACGUCUCCCUCACGUUUUGGCUUCCCUUUUGUGGGUCCAACGUGGUCAAUCAUUUUUUCUGUGACAUCCCUCCCCUCCUGGCUCUGGCCUGUGCAGAUACCCACCUCAAUGAGCUUUUGCUCUUUGCUUUGUGUGGCACAAUCCAGAUCAGCACUUUUCUAGUCAUAUUCGUCUCUUAUUUCCGCAUCCUUUUAACCGUUUUGAGCAUCAAGUCCUCGGGAGGGCGGAGCAAAACUUUCUCAACCUGUGCAUCCUACCUCACAGCCGUCACUUUAUUCUAUGGAACACUGCUGUUCACGUACUUACGCCCCACCACCAGCUAUGGCCCAGACAGUGAUAAGGUGGUUGUACUGUUUUCUACAGUCACCUUUCCUAUGUUUAACCUGAUAAUCUAUAGCUUCAGGAACAAGGAUGUGAAGAAUGCCAUAAAAAAGCUCUAUGAACAAAAAUGGAUUUUCAAAUGA